AUAUACACGCCCUCCACCCCCAUCGCUGCAGUGUCUCAACUGCCUUGGAGCAAACAAGAGAGGAUAUAGAACACAGACGUUAAUAAGACAGAGAAAGAGGGGCGCUGAAAGAGAGAGAGAGAGAGAGAUGUACGUGAGUGUGUGUGACCCUGUGAAUAUGAGGAAGACAUGAAAAUGAAGCAGCAGGACUAAAGGUGGAUUGCACAGAGCCUUUCUCUCCCUGCAAGGGCUUGUCUGCAGUGUCCUUUAUAAAUGGAUGCUGGCUUGUGAACACGCAGACUCAGAGGCCUUCAGUUGUCGGGAAGAUAUCACACCGCAGAAGAAGCAAAAAAGAUUUUAUCAAGAAUAUCAAGCAAAACAGGCCAAAUAUCGAACUGAGGUGGAUGGUUGCAAGAGCCAAGCAAGGGCAACGUACCACAAGAGCCAUGUGGGAGGAGUGUGAGGGAGUUUUGCUAUUUGCACGCAUCAUGCCCAAACACUUUCUCUACUGACAAAGCUGAACGUUCCCCAGCCUUCCUCCAGAGCUUUUCCUCAGGGGGAGCCCCUGCUAUGAACCCCAGCUCCCUUGGCUUCAGCAGGCAGUCCAACCUCAGAGCCAGGCGCUGUGUGGGCAUCCCACAAGUCUGGGUUCUGCCCACACAGGACUCACAGACUGCCCCUGAACAAAAAGAAUGAAAUACUCCUGAGUCACUCCUCUGUGUGGUGGCUCUCCUGUCUAGUGUUAAAUUGGUCUGUUGUGAAGUUUUGUCUGCCUCUUCCCCAGCAAGUUUCUACCUUCAGUGAGAACCCUCUCCAACUCCUCCACCGAGUCCUUUUCGGUCACCACUUCGUUAUAAUUUGCUUUCCCAUCAAACAGCAGCACGAGUUCCUUUUUGCUCACCACGUGGUGGAGGACCAUGGGAUGCCGUCAGAGCUCGGAGGAGAAGGAAGCGGCGCGGCGCUCUCGGCGAAUCGACCGCCACUUGCGGUCAGAGAGCCAGCGGCAGCGGCGUGAAAUCAAGCUACUGUUGCUGGGCACCAGCAACUCGGGCAAGAGCACCAUAGUCAAACAGAUGAAGAUCAUCCACAGUGGAGGCUUCAACCUGGACGCCUGCAAGGAGUACAAGCCCCUCAUCCUGUACAAUGCCAUUGACUCCCUCACCCGCAUCAUCCGUGCCCUCACCACCCUCAAGAUCGACUUUCACAAUCCUGAUCGCGCCUACGAUGCUGUGCAGCUCUUUGCCCUCACAGGGCCAGCUGAGAGCAAGGGGGAGAUCACUCCAGAGUUGCAGGGGGUCAUGAAACGUCUGUGGGCUGACUCAGGGGUCCAGGAGUGCUUUCAACGAUCCAAUGAGUACCACUUAGAGGACAACACUGCCUACUACCUGAAUGACCUGGACCGCAUCUCUGCAGCUGAAUACAUCCCUACUGUAGAGGACAUCCUGCGAUCCCGUGACAUGACCACUGGCAUUGUGGAGAACAAGUUCACCUUCAAGGAGCUCACCUUCAAGAUGGUAGAUGUGGGUGGACAACGCUCGGAGAGAAAGAAAUGGAUCCACUGCUUCGAGGGUGUGACUGCAAUCAUUUUCUGUGUCGAGCUAAGUGGCUAUGACCUCAAACUCUACGAGGACAACCAGACGAGCCGCAUGGCCGAGAGCUUGCGCCUGUUUGACUCCAUCUGCAACAACAACUGGUUCACCAACUCUCCUGCUUCUGACCCACAGAAGCUCAUCGCUAUCCUCUCCUCUCGUCUCAGCGCUCCUCCUUCUCCUUCCACGGAGAUGGUGAUGACAGCAGAGGCUCAUCUUCCAGGCUACCCUCUGGUCACUGUCUCCUCCUCUGACCCCUCUAACAUGAGCUUAAUGUUUCCCCUCAACCCAUCCUUAAUGAAGUCCUAA
This is a messenger RNA of Morone saxatilis (striped sea-bass), 1877 nucleotides long. RefSeq names its product guanine nucleotide binding protein (G protein), alpha z polypeptide (gene gnaz). The transcript has 4 exons. Gene Ontology annotation, cellular component: heterotrimeric G-protein complex. Lineage: Eukaryota; Metazoa; Chordata; Actinopteri; Moronidae. Bases 897 to 1877 code for a protein of 326 amino acids. Gene Ontology annotation, biological process: adenylate cyclase-modulating G protein-coupled receptor signaling pathway. The record is from RefSeq and is a predicted model, not a curated record. Gene Ontology annotation, molecular function: G-protein beta/gamma-subunit complex binding; GTPase activity; G protein-coupled receptor binding.